This is a messenger RNA of Diaporthe citri, 1425 nucleotides long. RefSeq lists its product as uncharacterized. The record is from RefSeq and is a predicted model, not a curated record. The coding region runs from base 1 to 1425 and encodes 474 amino acids. The transcript is spliced from 4 exons. NCBI's taxonomy places the organism in Eukaryota, Fungi, Ascomycota, Sordariomycetes, Diaporthales, Diaporthaceae.
AUGGACAAGAUCGAUGCUGGCGGAACCGACGACCACAACGCCGCCCGGUCCUCCUCCUGUCCCCCCGCGGUCGGCAGCAACAUGGCCGGAAACGACAUGCUCGGCGACAAUUUCGCCGCAUACAAAUCUCCCGAGAGUUACAUUCCCAGCUACAACGCCUUCGAGAGCUUCCUUCAUGGCAAUUUCGUCGCUGUCGACAACCCUCGCGAGCAUGACGCUUGUGGUCACGAAGCUCCUCACCACCAAGCACGUGGCGACCAGGCACGUGGCGACUACAUUCUGAACGACCACAAGGUUGGCCAGGGUACACCUGAGCUUUACAUAGGAGUUGGCGAUGUGCAUGGCCAGGGCAAACCUGACACUUACAUGCAAGUUGACGGCGCGGGCGACGAACGCACACCUGGCAAUUCUCUUCUCAAUCCAAUUACGAUCCAUGACAUCAUUUCCCUGUACAACCGGCCUCUGAAAUUUGAGGAGUCUGAGGAAGUGGCCCUUGCGAUGAACGCUGGCCCAAACGACACAGCCCCGACUCAGAUGCACAAGUUCAUGCGGCUCCCCACAGAAAUCCGUCUGAUGAUUUGGGAGAUGGCAAUGGAAGAUGCGAAGGAACCCGACCUCCCCGUCUUCAAACGUUGCGUUCAGCGAUUCCGAUUCAACCUCGCCUACGACGCCCGAAGGGUCAAGCCCGGCCAAGACAAGUCGCGAGGAUGGGUUGCUUGUUUCACGCCCCUGCGGGUCAACGCGAACCAGUCCUUGAAAUUCCUAAGGGCCUCCGUCGACAGCCGUGCCCUCCUGCUUCGCAAAAUGUCAGUCCUGACGGUUCACGAGCUGCCAAUUGGCGCCGAUGGCCAGUACAUGGCUCCACGCAAGUGCCACAUGCCGUUCAACUUCGCCAAGGAUGACUUCUGCCUGGAGGGCAUCACCCAUGGGUUCGAGGAGGCCGAAAGGAACAAGGCGGACAAGGAUGCCGUCUGGGACCCCGAGAAGCUGCCCCUGGCUGACCUUCUGGACAACGCCCUCGGUCUUCGAUUUGCACCGCGCAUCAAGCGCCUAUCCGUUGUCCCCCAAUCCGUGGAUGUGGACCACGGCUUUGAUCUUCGCCCUUUCAUCGAGUCAGUCAACGGACGCAACAUGGCGGUGCUGGCUAAGCGAUUCCCAGCUCUGGUGACCGUCAAAUCCGUCAUCCCACAAAAGCACAGGCCAUGUGCGAGCAAACUUGCGAUUUCUCCUUACCCUUGCUACUUUCUGUGCAAGGCCGCUAGCCUCAGAGGCAAGAAUCAGGGUGGCCCGUCCGGAAUGUCGAAGGAGGAUCGGGAGGCUCUAUUCGACCCCCAAAAUCCGCACCUCAAGCUGAGCAGGGAGCAUUGGCAGAACGAGCGCUGGCUGGUAAUCUCCACCGAAGUUGCUCUAAUGAUCUCGCCCUGA